Lindgomyces ingoldianus is the source of this 3601-nucleotide messenger RNA. Its product is annotated as P-loop containing nucleoside triphosphate hydrolase protein. The transcript has 2 exons. The coding region runs from base 161 to 3601 and encodes 1146 amino acids. Lineage: Eukaryota; Fungi; Ascomycota; Dothideomycetes; Pleosporales; Lindgomycetaceae. The record is from RefSeq and is a predicted model, not a curated record. Gene Ontology annotation, molecular function: ATP binding; nucleic acid binding.
CUCCUGAUUGGCUUUACUCAAGUGUACGUCAGUGGAAAGAAUGUGAAAAUGGUCUGAAGACGAGUCAUCGUCUGUAUUCUGCUUUUUCCACGAAAGCCGGCGUCAUCGAUCGCCGCCAUAUUGACCUCCACUCGACCGUCUCACCGAUGCUGCCGGAACGAUGCCCCGACUGAAAGGUGCAACUGUAUCGGACCAGAUAGUGCGCAAGCGAAAACGAAAGCCCCUCGAAGAUGAAGUAUCAUUGCAAGAGACAACGACCCCGGCCGCCGCACAACCAUUGGGGGCGCUAGAUUCGAGCUCGACCAGUACAACCGUACCUACAAAGACGACCGAUGGCGGAAAAAAGCCUCGAAGAACCACAAAAGCGAAUAGUGGAGGGGGGGAGCCCGCACUCGCUCGCCAUGGCUCCUCGACUGUCGUUGAGUCGUCUAUCCCAUGGCCGGAGCACUACACGAGGCUCGCCCAGACACAUCGCGCCCUCAACCUUGUCUACACAUUCUGCUGCACUCGGAAGCACCUCGCCACGACUUUCGACAAUCUCAAAUCCACGGUGGAGGGGCAUAUAAAGCGAGAGUUGGUAAUUGAGGACGUGGCUCAGAUAGCAGCUUUGGUUCCUCGAUCGAUCAACUUCGAAUACGUGGAUGAAGCAAUGCUGCAAAUCAAUCUCAUGGGAUCUGAGGAGAACAUAAGUGGGAAGCGGGCCAGAGAGUUUGCUAUUGUGGAUCCUUCCGAGAUGGAUAAGAAUGAGCACAAGGCGGUGCUGCUGUUCGAGUUCAUCGAUGGUGACCUUAAGCGUCAAGUACAACAUGCCAAGACCGGAGAGCCUACAAAAGUGACUCAGAGACUCAGGAAUGAAGAUCUGAAGAUGCCAGUCUACAGUCAGAAACAAAUGAUGAAGUUGAUCGAGAAGCGAAAUAACAAGUUUACCUCAGCGGUGAAUGCGUUUCUGAACCAAUGCGCUGAUGAUGACGUGGAUUCAGUCGAAAAGCUUAAGGAGAAUGCACUGGCUUUCGUGCCGAUGCCCCCGGAGAGCCGAGCGAACACUCCCGGGCCGGAGAGAUCGCGACUACCCCUAACAAUACCGAAGGAGCGGAAGUCAAUACCUGAAAUUGUCGACGAAAUCAAGACGCUAGAAUGGUAUACUGGACAGAUCGUUCCGGACGGGCAUCGAGUCUUUGAUCCACAGCCUCCUAUCUAUGGCGAGUUGAACUUUCAACUAUCACAAGAUAUGGUUAAUGCUCUGUAUAACACGCGGAACAUCACUCAGCUGUACGCUCAUCAAGCCGAAGCCAUCAAUAAUCUAUACGGCGGCCAUAACGUGAUUGUCUCAACCUCCACCAGUUCUGGAAAGUCACUGAUCUAUCAAAUACCCGUUCUACAUCAACUCGAGCAAGAUAUCAACACUCGCGCUAUGUAUAUUUUCCCGACUAAAGCGUUGGCCCAGGAUCAAAGGCGAAGUUUGAAGGAGCUCCUGCGAUUCAUGAAUAGUCUCCAGGAUAUCGUUGUCGAGACAUUCGAUGGGGACACACCCAUGGCCGAAAGAAAUUACAUCCGAGAUGAGGGGAGAAUCAUCUUUACGAAUCCAGACAUGCUUCAUAUUACAAUUUUACCGCAUGAGGAAGCCUGGCGAACAUUCCUCCAGAACCUACGUUUCGUAGUAGUUGACGAAUUGCACGUUUACAACGGUCUUUUUGGUUCCCACGUCGCCUUCAUUAUGAGACGUUUACGAAGGAUUUGCGCCUCCGUGGGAAAUCGGCAUGUAAAAUUUAUUUCCUGCUCUGCUACUGUUGCAAACCCCGAAGAGCAUAUGAAGACGAUCUUUGGGGUGGAAGAAGUCAGGCUGACCGACUUCGAUGGCUCUCCAUCGGGGAGGAAAGAAUUCUUGUGUUGGAACACGCCUUUCAAGGACCCAGGUGACCCUACUUCAGGAAGAGGAAACAGCUUGGAUGAAUCUGCAAAACUCUUCUGCCAGCUCAUUCUUCGAGGAGUCAGAGUCAUCGCCUUCUGCCGGAUUCGAAAGCAAUGCGAAGCGCUCCUAGCAGCUAUCAAAACUGAGUUGACGAAUCUCGAGAAACCAGAGGUAAUAGCACGAGUGAUGUCCUACCGAGGCGGAUAUACUGCUCAAGACCGACGACAGAUUGAGAGAGAAAUGUUUGAUGGCAAACUCAUUGGAAUCGUUGCCACGAACGCAUUGGAGUUGGGCGUCGAUAUUGGCUCUUUAGAUGCUGUUAUUACAGCCGGAUUUCCCUAUACCAUCGCAAACCUCCGCCAACAGAGUGGCCGAGCCGGUCGGAGAAACAAAGACUCCCUUUCUGUGCUCGUUGGAGACUGCUUCCCCACCGACCAGUACUAUAUGACGAAUCCGGAUGAGAUUUUUACUAAGCCGAACUGUGAACUGCAAGUUGAUAUGGAGAACGUGCUUGUGCUCGAGGGGCAUAUUCAAUGCGCAGCCCACGAGAUGCCUAUUAAUAUGGAAGCAGAUCUACCCUACUUUGGCCCCCUCCUUCCCAAGAUUGCGAAGGAGAGAAUGCGCAAAGAUGCGCAGGGUUUCUACCAUUGUAAUGAACGCUUUCUUCCUCAACCCUCACGUUAUGUUGCUAUUAGGGACACAGAAGAUACGCAUUUCGCCAUUAUCGACAUUACGCAUGGGAGAAAUACAGUCCUUGAAGAGCUGGAGGCUUCACGCGCUUUCUUCACAAUAUACGAGGGCGGGAUCUUCCUGCAUCAAGGAAAUACGUAUCUUAUCAAAGAAUUCAGCCAAGAGCGCCUGAUUGCCAAAGUUGAGUUUGUUAAAGUUGACUGGACGACGCAACAGCGCGAUUUUACAGACAUCGACCCCAUUGAAACAGAAGCUAUACGCCGUAUUCCUGGCUCGUUAUCGAAGGCGUAUUACGGUCCUAUCAAGAUUCAGCAAGUCGUCUUCGGCUUCUUUAAGGUCGAUAAGAAAGGCCGGAUUUUGGAUGCUGUGCAAGUGGACAAUCCACCCAUCAUCCUUCAUUCGAAAGGCAUGUGGCUCGAUGUGCCUAAAUCUGCUUUCGACAUUCUGAAAUCGAGAAGGUUGAAUAUCGCAGCAGCGAUCCAUGCCGCCGAACAUUCAGUCCUUUCCUUGAUGCCUAACUUCGUCAUCAGCAUGCCGGGCGACGUUCGAACAGAAUGUAAAGUCGCGCUAAAGGAAUUCGCGAAAAAGGAAACAUCGCGUAAGCGGCCAGCUCGCCUUACAUUCUACGAUGCAAAGGGUGGCGCUAGCGGAAGCGGCAUCAGUACCAAAGCUUUCGAGUUCAUCGAUACCCUGCUAAAGCAAGCUUGUGAGAGACUGCAGGCUUGUCAGUGUCUCGAGGGAUGUCUAGAAUGCUGUUGUGACGAACGCUGUAAAGAGAUGAAUCAGGUGAUGAGUAAAGCGGGAGCCCUUGUUGUCGUCAUGUGUUUGUUGGGUAAGGCGGACGAAAUCGAUGUUGAUGCGUUGCCCUGGGGCGAAGAAGAUACGGUGCCGGCGGGGAUUGAGACUGUGGUACCUGCGGAUGAGGGUUUCAAAGUCGAAGUGGUUGUAGUUACGGCGCAACACUUGCCCUCUUCGCUUAAGGCUGAUUCCAGAGUCCACUAA